Racocetra persica is the source of this 1613-nucleotide messenger RNA. The record is from the annotation of a GenBank genome assembly. Lineage: Eukaryota; Fungi; Glomeromycota; Glomeromycetes; Diversisporales; Gigasporaceae.
UCUCUAGCACCUAUACAGAUCUUCCAGGAUGAGGCAACAGAAGAACGCGCAGAAAACGCGCGUUUGUCUUCAUUCGUUGGCGCCAUUGCCGUUGGAGAUUUGGUUAAGAGUACAUUAGGGCCUAAGGGAAUGGAUAAAAUUCUUCAAUCGACAAGCAAAGGUGACAUUGUGGUUACAAAUGAUGGGGCUACAAUUCUCAAAAGCAUAGCCCUUGAUAAUGCAGCAGCUAAAGUUCUUGUCAUUGAUCUCAUUAUCGCAGAUAUAUCAAAGGUUCAGGAUGAUGAAGUUGGUGAUGGAACAACGACUGUUUGUGUACUAGCAGCAGAAUUAUUACGCGAAGCUGAGAAACUUGUCAACCAGAAAAUUCAUCCUCAAACUGUUAUUGAUGGUUAUCGUAUUGCUAGUGCCGAAGCGUAUAAAGCUUUGGAGGAUUCUACUGUCGAUAACGGUGCUAAUCCGGAUGCAUUCCGAAAGGAUCUGAUUAAUAUUGCCCGCACAACGUUGAGUUCAAAGGUUUUAUCUCAAGAUAAAAACUACUUUGCUAAUCUCGCUGUUGACGCUGUAUUAAGGCUAAAAGGCAGCACGAAUCUUGAACAUAUACAAAUUAUAAAGAAAGUCGGUGGUAGGCUAAUCGAUUCAUAUCUCGAUGAAGGUUUCAUUUUAGACAAAAAGAUUGGAGUUAAUCAACCAAAAAGAAUUGAAAAUGCCAAAAUAUUGGUUGCUAAUACACCAAUGGAUACCGAUAAAAUUAAGAUUUUUGGCGCUCGCGUUCGUGUAGAUGCCACUGGUAAAUUGGCUGAACUAGAAAGGGCAGAGCGAGUAUGGAUAUCACAUUUGAAAAAUUAUGAACAACUUUUUGCUGACUCUGGUAUUAUGUCGAUCGAGCAUGCUGACUUUGAUGGUAUUGAAAGGUUAGCACUAGUAACAGGUGGUGAAAUUGCAUCGACUUUCGACCACCCGGAACUCGUAAAAUUGGGAUAUUGUGAUCUUAUUGAAGAGAUUAUGAUUGGGGAAGACAAGGCAUUUGCUGCUGGAGAAGCCUGUACUAUUGUAUUACGGGGAGCUACGAACCAAUUAUUAGACGAAGCAGAGAGAUCUUUACACGAUGCAUUAAGUGUACUGACACAAACUGUAAAAGAAACACGUACAGUGCUCGGUGGUGGUUGUUCUGAAAUGCUUAUGUCUAAAGCGGUCGAAGAAAAAGCUAAGAAAACAGCUGGUAAGAAAGCUAUUGCUGUGGAAUCUUUCGCAAAGGCUUUGAGGCAGAUUCCCAUCAUUUUGGCUGAUAAUGCUGGUUAUGACAGUGCAGAUCUUGUUGCCAGAUUGCGUGCAGCACAUUAUGAGGAAAAGUCUACAUUUGGAUUAGAUAUGGCAAACAAUACUAUUGGAGAUAUGCGAGAAAUUGGAAUUACAGAAUCAUACAAACUUAAGCGCCAAAUAUUACUUAGUGCAUCAGAAGCCGCAGAGAUGAUUUUACGUGUUGAUGAUAUUAUUCGAUGUGCACCAAGACAAUCCGGCAAGGUUCCUGGAUUUACCUAUACCGCCGCAAACCAGAACAAAGGAGUAAUCUGGGGUGAAGAUACCUUGUUUGAUUACCUCGAAAAUCCCAAAAA